Molecule: messenger RNA, 942 nt
Organism: Fonsecaea erecta
Lineage: Eukaryota; Fungi; Ascomycota; Eurotiomycetes; Chaetothyriales; Herpotrichiellaceae
Exons: 2
Coding region: 1-942 (313 amino acids)
Biological process (GO): translation
Cellular component (GO): ribosome; mitochondrial small ribosomal subunit
Molecular function (GO): RNA binding; structural constituent of ribosome
Source: RefSeq, a predicted model, not a curated record
AUGGCGCGGCCUUCAGCGCGGGCCUUCCCGUCCACUAUCGCGUGGAUGUGUCGCCCAUGUCGACUUCACGACAAAAUCCAAUUGACAGUUGGUCGUCAAUGGGUUCAGCCUCUCGGACGGCAACAGAGCUUCUCUACGACAAAAUAUCAUUCCGCCGCAGAGGUCCAGAUCCGUGCUGCCCCCGAGAUAGAUCUUGAAGACUCUACAUCUGUGCCCGCUCGAAUCCUUCCUCGGUCUCCCUCCUAUUUCACAGCCUCUCCGGUGUUCAACGAUCACCUCCUACUAUUACAAUCUCUUGUCAAGAAACAUGCAUCACUACCAACAGCUCCUCCAGACCAGAUACCACGGCCUGCAUGGCUGAAACUCAAUCAAUACCGAAGCUCGACAGGCGAACAGGUGGCUGCUUCAAAGUAUUCCAAAGUGCUAGUGCUCUUGACGAGACUAAACAAGAUCCAUCCCCGAUAUUGUCCCAAGGAAGUCAGGCAGAUCCUUUCGCGAUUUCGACGGCCCGGCUCGGAAGAGAUACAAAAAGCAAAGCCUGGCAAAAUCGAUGACUAUGGCAGGUCUGUCGGUAUCGGACGAAGGAAGGAGUCUUCGGCGAAGGUGUAUCUGGUGGAAGGGACAGGAGACGUACUGGUCAACGGACGCAGUAUCGUCCAGGCAUUCCCACGGCCCCACGACCGAGAGAGCGCACUGUGGGCGUUGAAGAUCACACAAAGAAUGGACAAGUACAACGUUUUUGCAUUGGUGUCGGGAGGGGGGACUACUGGUCAGGCCGAGUCCAUCACGUUGGCUCUUGCCAAGGCUCUGCUGGUACACGAACCAGCUCUUAAGCCGGCUCUGCGACGAGCCGGCUGUGUUACUUCGGAUCCCAGACGCGUGGAACGAAAGAAGCCCGGUCGACUCAAGGCACGCAAGAAGCCAGCUUGGGUCAAACGGUGA